Messenger RNA from Suillus fuscotomentosus, 546 nucleotides. RefSeq lists its product as uncharacterized. The coding region runs from base 1 to 546 and encodes 181 amino acids. The record is from RefSeq and is a predicted model, not a curated record. Lineage: Eukaryota; Fungi; Basidiomycota; Agaricomycetes; Boletales; Suillaceae. The transcript is spliced from 3 exons.
AUGUCUGGACCGCUCCGCCUGAAACUCAACUGUAUUGUCUUGGGCGAUAAUCCUCGCCGUAUUUUCCCGGUCGACAUUGAGCAGACGGAGAUUGUCGGCGACCUCAAAGAGGUCAUCAAAGACAAGAAAAGGCCAGAGUUUGAUCAUGUUGCCACUGACCGUCUUGAGCUAUGGAAGGUCGACCUGCCCAUCGACGAGAUGAUUGAGCACAAUCUCAACAAUCUUACACUUGACCCAACGAAAUCGCUAUCACCUGUGGAUGAAAUUGUUGAGAUUUUUCCCAAUGCUCCUCCGCGCAAGUAUCUGCAUAUUAUUGUCCAAUGCCCGCCUGCCGUGUCUUCUGGACCGCUCCACCUGAAACUUAACUGCAUUGUCUUCGGCGAUGAUCCUCGCCAUAUUUUCCCAGUCGACGUUGAGCGGACGAAGACUGUCGGUGACCUCAAAAAUGUUAUCAAGGUCGCCAAGAAGCCAGAGUUUGACCAUGUUGCCGCCGACCGUCUUGACCUAUGGAAGGUGAGUGAUCUGAUGCCUACGGUUGAAUGUUAA